Teleopsis dalmanni is the source of this 871-nucleotide messenger RNA. RefSeq names its product ras-related and estrogen-regulated growth inhibitor. The record is from RefSeq and is a predicted model, not a curated record. Lineage: Eukaryota; Metazoa; Arthropoda; Insecta; Diptera; Diopsidae. Gene Ontology annotation, molecular function: GTPase activity; GTP binding. The coding region runs from base 131 to 754 and encodes 207 amino acids. The transcript has 4 exons.
AUAUUCAGAAUUUUUGAAAUCAAGUGGAAACUUAUUAAUUUCAACCUGUCUGAGUGUGUGGAAGGAAUUCAAAAUAUUCGUAAUUUAUUAAUUCAUUUAAAUUUAAUCAUAUUCUUGUGUAAUUCAUAAUAUGACGACGCGGGGCAUACGACGCAAGAAGUCCACUUUGACCGAAUUAAAAAUUGCCGUUGUCGGAGCACCGAGUGUGGGGAAAAGUGCUUUAAUUGUGCGUUUCAUUACAAAACGCUAUAUCGGCGAAUACGAUCAUCAGACAGAAAAUCGAUACAAGCAUGAAGCUAUGAUUGAUGGAGAACCAGUACUCUUUGAAAUAUUGGACACAUGCCCCAAAGCCGACGACGAACUUCCCAAUGCCGCGGAAAUAGUGCAGUGGGCCGAUGGGUUGCUGCUUGUUUAUUCCAUAACAGACCGCAAUUCGUUCAACUACAUACGGCGCGCCAAAUCGGACCUACAAACAGAUACGCCAGUGCAACUUGUUGCCAAUAAAGUGGAUAUGGUGCACUUGAGGCAAGUGAGUCGUGACGAGGGCGAGAUACUUGCAAAGGAUUUCGAAUGUAAAUUUAGUGAGGUUUCCGCCGCUGACCAUGUUGAUCAAGUGGCAGAUGCUUUCUUUGAACUGUGUAAAGAAGUGAUGGCAUCGAAACGUAAAUCAAAACAAAGUCUACUGGAGCGUAUGCUGGGUAGUACUCGUCCCUAUAGUCGAGGAAAAAGUGAUAGCAACCUACCGAAAGACUGAAAGAAAAAGCCAAUCUAUAAGUUUAGUGCAAAGUUGACAAAUGGGAGAGAAGCCAAUUUAAAUUAUUGCCAAUAUAUUUAGUUUUAAAAAGUACGAGUAUCUAAAUAAAUUUAAAUU